Molecule: messenger RNA, 2725 nt
Organism: Pundamilia nyererei
Lineage: Eukaryota; Metazoa; Chordata; Actinopteri; Cichliformes; Cichlidae
Exons: 15
Coding region: 1-1824 (607 amino acids)
Biological process (GO): chitin biosynthetic process
Cellular component (GO): cell periphery; cell septum
Molecular function (GO): chitin synthase activity
Source: RefSeq, a predicted model, not a curated record
AUGUUUGUAGGCUAUAAAUCCUACAAACACUUCUACUGCCAUACUAACUCUUUUGUGUUUGUGAAUCUUAGUGGUCCAGAGACAGUGAAGAGAAACGAGUCCAUCUCAGGGAUUUACGUCUUCUACCAGAUGUUCACUGUUGGAUCUUCUAUCCUGGGACCUGCCUCUGUGACUCUCAUGAUAGCAAGUGCUUUCCAGUUCGUCUUCAGACUCACUGGUACACUCUCCAUCGUCGUCGCGUGCGUUCCCCCCGUGUUCUACAUCCUCAUUUGCUUUUUAACCAAGUCGAAUACCCAAAUAACCAUUGCCGGCAUCAUGAGUGUUCUGUAUGCAUUCCUCAUGACUGCGUCCUUCUUUUCCAUCAUUGGUGACAUGGUGAUUCAGCAAACCUUCUUGACCCCCACUGGAUUGUUUUUGAUUUCAAUGGCAAUCAUGUACUUGAUAACAGCUUUACUCCACCCUGAGGAGUUUUUCUUGAUUAUCUAUGGUCUGAUGUAUUUCAUCUGCAUCCCCAGUGGAUAUCUCCUUUUGACCAUCUACUCGCUGGUUAACAUGAACAAUGUGUCCUGGGGCACAAGGGAAACCAACAAGGGAGGUGUAGAGCAGAAGAAACUACACAAUCUUCUCUGUGACAAAACCUGUAGAUGCUGCUGCUGGGACAUGAAGAUACAGGUAACCCAGGAAACAGAGCAUCUGAUAUUUCAGCAGCUCGCGGGUCAGAUUAUACAGCACAUCCCAGCCAAUCCAAUCACCCAAAACGAAACACCUCUACACCCAGCCUUAAUGCUGGAGCCUCACACCAAACAACACGCCAAGAAAGAAGAAGCCAAGGAAGAGAUUGCAAGACCUCUAGUUGAUGAUUUGAGGAAGAAGGCAGCAAAGAGCAGUGACCUGGGUUCCAGUAGCAGUGACGAUGGUGCUGAAAACAGGAGCAUGAGUUCAUCUGAUGAAGAAGACAGUGAUCAUGAUGAUGACUAUAUGAUUCGUGAGGCAGAGAUUCCCGCCGCUGACUGGGUGCACCCAGUGAAGGAAGAAUUUCUGAAAAAGCUGACAUACUUCAACAUGAAGAGAAAUCUACAAGAACAAAUACGAUAUGCACUCCGUAACAAAGAUUACGAUGAAGUGUGCGAAGACUUGGUGCUGAUGUUAACAGACACACUCAAUGUAGAGCUCAAUUCAGUGGGGCCUGAAGACGUUCUGUCAGACUAUCAGCUGGAGGAGUUACAACUUGCACUAAACAGACAGGCACGGCAAACCCUUAAGACCAAUCGAAUGGAGAAGUUGGAAAAGAGAGUAAAGCUAGCCAUUGAGAAAACACUCGCUGCCCCACAAGUGCAAAAGCUAGAAGAGAAUGAGAACGACUUCUGGAACAAGCUAAUCGAGCGCUACCUGAAACCAAUCAGUCACUCUAAAGAACAUCAGGAGGAAGUCAACAGAGAACUAAAGUCACUGAGAAACAAGGCCGUCUUCCUCUAUUUCAUCAUAAACGUGCUCUGGGUGGUAGCUACCUUCUUCUUGCAGGCCAUUGGAAAUGAUGUCAUCAGCAUCAGGAUCCCAAAGUAUUAUCCCAAUGGAACUAAAAGUGAUGAAUUCCUCAAGGUGGAGCCUCUCACUUUGAUGUUUCUGUUGUCUUUUGCUAUUCUUCUCAUUGUGCAGUUUCUGGCCAUGUUAUAUCACAGAGUCUACACCCUGAUCCAUGUGGUGUCCUAUCGCAGCUCAGAGAAAAACUACAAAGAGAAAGACGAAGACGACACUGGUGAUGACCACUUCAUUAUGGAGAACCCCGCACACAAUGAAAUUUUCCUGACAACUGAAGACCUGUAGUCAGAAACAAGAUGUAGCUGCAGAGACGCAACAACAAGCCGAAAGUGGCAUCAUUAGCAAGCUUUUUCCCACCUCAGGGCUGUUUCCUCCACUGUGGUUCAUUUUCCUCAGGUUUCACUGUGCAUUAAACACGGUACAUUCUGGUCAUGAUCAUAGCACACACUGUCACACAGUCCUUGUAGACAUCCCAUGUCUUUAGCUUUCCAUCACAGGAAAUAAUUUACUUUUUAUCUAUUAUGUAGCAGCUGUUUUGCCUCCCGGUAUAAUCCAGCAGGGGAGGCCAAAUGGCACAGGGGAAAUCAGUCAGAACAGAUCCAAUAAACUUUGUUUGUCAUUGCACAAUGAAUUAUUAACAUGUGAGAAUGGGACCUAACACAAUAAUAUCAAAGGAUGGAGUGAUUUUAAUGAUUGGCUGUUUAAUUUUAAUAUAACUGCUUGUAAGAUUGCUGUUUUUGCUAUCAGAACUAUAGUUGAAUCCAUCAGGUUUACUGAUUUUGCAUCUCACUAUAAAACAGAUUUUUUUUAAAAGCUCUUUGAAUAAGAUGCAUUUUAAGUUUACUGAAAAAUCUGUGUAAAUCCUGUUAUUGUUCUUCUUCAACUAUUGCAUCCAAAUCAAUAAAACUAUAAUACUGGGCUAGAUGUAGAGAGGAGUAUAAUAUUUUCACCUGUCUGGGUAUUUAUGAAAAGUGUAUAUCUAAAUCCUUGGUCAAUAUUAAAAUAUUGACAGGUACUUGAAUGUGCAGGAAACAGUGCCAGUAAUGCAAUAUUUGCACAUAGACUGUUGUUAAGAAAUUCUUUUAGUUUAUUUUAUAUUGUGGUGUAAUUAAACUGUGUUGCCCUUCCAAUAUUGUGUCAGUAUAUUGUGAUUAUGUUUGCCAAGUACAGCGAUGCGCUAGACAAA